AUAAAAGUUUGACUUUAAAUAGACCAAUAAAAGUUUUGAAAGAACUAUAACAAAUUACAAAAAAACCUUCCCAAAAUUUUCAAAUAAUAUGUCAUUGUACGUCAUUGUUUGUCAGAUUUAAAAUUUUCAACAAAUUCUUGUGCGUAUUUUCCCCACCAAAUCAUCCAGAAAAAUGGCGGAAGGUGGCAUGAGUUUGGAACAACAAUUCGUCAAUUUUUCAAAAUUUGGAGACACAAAAUCUGACGGUAAAACAAUAACAUUGACCCAAAUCGACAAAUGGUUAAAACAAGCCCAAGUAAUUGGUAAAAAAAUCACCACUACUGAUACAGGAAUCUGUUUCAACAAAUUCAAAUCUAAAACCAUCGACUGUGCAACUUUUGUGAAGUUUCUUGAAGACCUUGCAAAACAAAAAAGCAUUCCAGUCGCUGAAUUGAAAGAGAAACUCACAAGUUGUGGCCUACCCGGAACUUCAAAAACUACACAAGCCGUCCAUACGGGGGCUGUUGAUCGAUUAACAGACACAUCAAAAUACACUGGGGCACACAAAGAACGUUUCGAUGCUGAAGGAAAAGGUAAAGGAAUUGGUGGACGUGAAGAUUUAGCAGAUAAUCAAGGAUAUGUCUCUGGAUACAAAGGAAAAGACACAUAUGAUAACACACAUUAAGACAAAUAAAUA
Molecule: messenger RNA, 676 nt
Organism: Tribolium madens (black flour beetle)
Lineage: Eukaryota; Metazoa; Arthropoda; Insecta; Coleoptera; Tenebrionidae
Product: tubulin polymerization-promoting protein homolog
Exons: 3
Coding region: 173-664 (163 amino acids)
Biological process (GO): positive regulation of protein polymerization; microtubule polymerization; microtubule bundle formation
Cellular component (GO): microtubule
Molecular function (GO): tubulin binding
Source: RefSeq, a predicted model, not a curated record